GAGGCAUCCCAAAAGCUUCAUAUUUAUUUUUCUAAAAUCAUGUUAAUUUCUUAUUUAUUUCAGGCAUUACUAGAGACUCAAAAUUUACUGCGCACUCAGGUUGCAAAUUUUACCUUCAACCUUGGAUUUUCAGGGAAGUUUUACCACACAGGGACUGAAGAGGAGGAUGAGGGAGAUGACCUUUUGCUUCGGUCUGUGGAUGAGUUCUGGUGGUUUCCUCACAUGUGGAGCCAUAUGCAGCCCCACCUCUUCCACAAUGAGUCAUCUUUAGUUGAGCAGAUGAUUCUCAACAAGGAAUUUGCACUGGAACAUGGAAUACCUAUCAACAUGGGCUAUGCAGUGGCACCACAUCACUCAGGGGUCUACCCAGUUCAUAUUCAGCUGUAUGCAGCUUGGAAGAAGGUCUGGGGUAUUCAGGUCACCAGCACUGAAGAGUAUCCGCAUUUGAAACCUGCACGAUACCGAAAGGGCUUCAUUCACAAUAGCAUCAUGGUCCUCCCUCGACAGACCUGUGGGUUGUUCACACACACUAUUUUCUACAAAGAGUAUCCAGGAGGCCCCCAAGAACUGGAUAAAAGUAUCAGAGGAGGUGAACUUUUCCUCACAAUCCUUCUAAACCCAAUCAGCAUUUUCAUGACCCAUCUGUCAAACUAUGGGAAUGACCGCCUAGGGUUGUACACCUUUGUGAACCUGGCCAACUUCGUUCAGAGCUGGACCAACCUGAAAUUGCAAACUCUGCCUCCAGUGCAACUAGCGCACAAGUACUUUGAGCUCUUCCCUGAGCAAAAAGAUCCUCUCUGGCAGAAUCCAUGUGAUGAUAAAAGACACAAAGACAUAUGGUCCAGAGAGAAAACUUGUGACCAUUUACCAAAAUUCCUUGUAAUUGGGCCACAAAAAACAGGAACAACAGCACUUUAUUUAUUUCUUCUUAUGCACCCUUCCAUCAUCAGCAAUCUCCCCAGUCCCAAAACAUUUGAAGAAGUCCAAUUCUUUAAUGGAAACAACUACCACAAGGGAAUUGACUGGUAUAUGGACUUUUUUCCUACUCCAUCCAACAUUACAAGUGACUUUCUAUUUGAAAAGAGUGCUAAUUACUUCCAUUCAGAAGAGGCUCCCAAACGAGCUGCAUCUCUGGUCCCCAAAGCCAAGAUCAUCACCAUCCUCAUUGACCCUUCAGAUAGGGCAUACUCUUGGUACCAGCACCAAAGAUCACAUGAAGAUCCAGCUGCCCUGAGGUUUAAUUUCUAUGAAGUUAUCACAACAGGACAUUGGGCCCCAUCUGACCUGAAAACUUUGCAGAGGAGAUGUCUAAUACCUGGCUGGUAUGCGGUCCACAUAGAAAGAUGGCUCACUUACUUUGCUACUUCUCAGUUGCUAAUUAUUGAUGGACAGCAGCUGAGAUCUGACCCAGCUACUGUGAUGGAUGAAGUCCAGAAGUUUCUGGGAGUUACACCUCAUUAUAAUUACUCUGAAGCACUAACUUUCGAUCCCCAAAAGGGUUUUUGGUGUCAACUAUUGGAAGGAGGAAAGACCAAAUGCCUUGGAAAAAGCAAAGGUCGAAAGUAUCCACCCAUGGAUCCAGAGUCUAGAACCUUCCUCUCUAAUUACUACCGAGAUCAUAAUGUGGAACUGUCCAAACUGUUACACAGACUGGGGCAGCCUCUACCAUCAUGGCUGAGACAGGAGCUUCAAAAAGUGAGAUAGCACUGGAGAGGAGAACUAAGACUCACAAGACACUGACUUUUACUAUGAAACCGAAAUGCAAACUCCCCAUCUUUUAUCCAUUUAAUGCAUUUGUGAUUGUCAAUAGAGGACCGUGUGAAUAAAUCUCCUAUCUUUUUCAUAAAAAUGAAAACUAUUAUAUAUGCACGCAUUGGCGAUUACUAGCAUAAUUCCUAUGUGAGCUUUUGGGAAAUAAUGUGGGCUUUUAUGGCAUUACCCAGCUUCCAGUGUGGGGAUCAUGACACAAUCCAGUUCCUCCUUUAACCAUAACAUUUUGGAAACUAUGUUUUACUGAGAACCCUGAUUAUAUGCAAUUGACAAGUUGAAAUCUUAAGAAACACACUGUGAUAUCUGUAAAUGAGACUUUUAGUAACCCAAUAUCAGAAUUAAGGGUGUACAUUUUCCCUUGCUAAUUUGAAAACAAUUUUGCAUUUGUUGUGAAAUUAUCAGUGUAAUCUUAUAUUCUUAUUUUGAGCAGUUAUUAUUUAUUCUAUUUAUAGAAUAAAUAAAAUACGUUUUCCUCUGUUAAUCCUCUUUAGGAACGUCCUUGACUUGCCCAAGUUGUAGAGUUGUAACCUCCCACAUGCUUGAUCUGUUUUGAUCUUGUAGGAGGAUACCAUCUGCAAUUAGCUCAUAAUAGUAUUUUAUCUGGCCAACAUGCAAUUCUCGGUGAAUUUUGCAUUGUGGUUCCAACACCAUCUAUCAGAGAUUUGGGGGAUAAAUGACUGUGAAGGUGCAUACUUUACAUAAUAUUAACUACUAUGUGUAAGGCCAUCUUUCCAUGGGUAAAAAUCUUCAGUUCAGUUCAGUUCAGUUCAGUCACUCAGUCGUGUCCGACUCUUUGCGACCCCAUGAAUCGCAGCAUGCCAUUACCAUACUAUUAAUCUAGGUAUUUCCACUUUGAUAAUGAUGUAGCAUUUAUAUAUUUUUUUCUCUAUCCCAGAAGGAAAAAAAAAACUUUAUUGAUAAGGCUGGAAUGAAAAUACUAAUAUGUGUUUACAGGUAGAGUGAUGUACCCGUGCCUUUUAUGUAGUAUAUGUCAAUCAUUUAAACCAUGGACUUUUAUACAUGCCAGUGCAUAUACUAAUGCAGAAGAUUAUGUUUUUAAUGCCUAUUUAACAGAAGAAGUGUAAUCUAAAAUUUACCUCUUUAAACACCACAAAUUCUCUAAAUUAAAACCUAUUUCUCAGCCACGUCAUCCAAAAAUUAAUUUCUGGAGAAGAAAUGAUACUCUUCCUGUCUUAGAGUUUUAGGCUACUCUCCAAUUUGGAAAUUGUCAUGCUAGUUGAAUUUUUGUCUCAUUUGUCAAUGAAGAUACGUUAAAGCUUUGUUAAUCUUUUCAGUGAUACAUGAGGGUAAAAUUUGAACAGAACAGAAAAUCAAAGUAAAUUUGGAACGUUACCUAUGAAUUCAUCCUUCACCAGAGUAAUUUUUCUACAGGCUGUAAAUAACAUUAUGCUUGACAUAAUUCUUCAAAGGAAAUGGAAGAUCUUUGUUUUUGUUUAUUUGUUGUUUGUGGUUUUAAGCAAACAAUUCAAGUAUAAUCUAAAAGAGAACCAAUAAUUCUCAUAGUUUAUUUCAGGAUUCAACUUUGGAUUUAUACUUUAUUAAGAUUUUUGUUUGCUUUUCUUUUGUUUUCCUACUGCAUCUAAAGGCUUUCUCUAUUUUUCAGAAAAUGUUAAGAAUUUUUCUGGGCAUGUGUUGAUACAAACCACAAACUGAUGCUUUUGUUGAUUCUUUGUUAGGCGUGAGGCUUAAUUUCUCAAUCUUACUGUUACUUAGGUGAGCAUGUGCUUGAUAGCAUUCCAUAAAAUCAUAACAAUUGUGUAUUUAGAGCUCUAGCUUUUUUGUUAAUUUCCUCCAGUUUGCAUUCUAAUUUUAUCUUUUGUGAACUAGAGAUUAACUUUUUUUCCCCAUAGAUAUUUAUAGAAAUCAGAUGAGAUACUUUUCAUAUCGGGUAAAAUUCAUGUAAUUAAGAGUCGAACUUAUCUCUAGAUAUUUUUUAAAUGUAACUAACUUUCAGCAUUUUCUUAUUUUUUCCAAGUAAUAUAUACAGUAUCAUUCACCUAUGUGCAGAGAGCUGGGAGCAAAAUUCCCCCAAAUUCCAAGUUCAACUAGUCUCUUCUCCCCUGGUUCAUUUCAAUCAGUGUGUAUAUUUUUCUUACUAAGACUGAUAAUACAGACAAAACAAAAUUUAAUUAUGUAAUUCAUCUCUUACAGUGAACUACUUAGAGGAACUCUGGGCUGUGAGAUUAUAAUAAAUCUGAAAACUUUUAGUUUUAAGAAUAUCUUGGUUUUCCCAAAUUUCGCCCACUGGCUAUUGAACUAUUGACUCAAGAUUUAACAUACAUAAUUAUUUAACCUCUAAAUAAAUUAUCUUCAUUUUGAA
Molecule: messenger RNA, 4111 nt
Organism: Bubalus bubalis (water buffalo)
Lineage: Eukaryota; Metazoa; Chordata; Mammalia; Artiodactyla; Bovidae
Product: bifunctional heparan sulfate N-deacetylase/N-sulfotransferase 4
Exons: 12
Coding region: 40-1704 (554 amino acids)
Cellular component (GO): Golgi apparatus
Molecular function (GO): deacetylase activity; heparan sulfate N-sulfotransferase activity
Source: RefSeq, a predicted model, not a curated record